AUGGAUUCAGAAGCAGACAUUAUAAGAAUCAUCAGCAUAAUUAAAAAGAAAUUGAAAACUUAUGAGGAAUUACAAGAAUUAGAUCGAUUGCUUAGCGAGCUUAAACCGCUGGAAAGUGCGGUUGAUGGGCUAACAAUGGCGAAUAGAAUGCUCUUAUUAAAUAGCUUUACAGCUGAGGAACUCGGAGAAAAUGAGGUAUUAUUUUCGAAGGGAGACCCAAGUGAUUGCAUAUACGUUAUAUUGUCAGGAUCCCUGCAGCUAUAUAACCACACUCUUAAAGACAAGGGAGAUAUGAUCCCUGGAAAUAUCCUAGGCAAAGGCACCAUCCUUGGAGAAAGAGGAAUUUUAAAAGACCUUCCAAGAAGUUUGACAGCCGUUGCUAUUGAACAUAUGUAUGUUCUUCGCCUAGAAGCUCAAAUAUUUAAAUCUCUUUUAGGAAAAGAAGUCAAUGCGAACAUGGAAACUAAAAGAAAAAUCGUUGAUCAAUAUAUUCCUGGUCUCGCUCAAAUUCCAGCACAACAAAGAGAAAGGCUUGCCUAUUUACUAGAUAUCGAGUAUUACAGCCGCGGAGUAAUUAUAGCUAAGCAAGGGUCUUUUAAUGAAAAAAUCCUGAUUAUCCUUGAAGGAGAGUGUAAGAUUUUUUUCCAACAAGGCCAGUACAAAAGAUUUUUAUCUACCCUUGAAAAGGGCUCUUGAAUUGGUGAAGAAAGCGCACUCUUUGACAAACCUUCAGCAUUUUCGGUAGUAGUCACUUCAGAGACACUAAAAGUAGCAAGGAUAAAGAAUUCUGAUAUAAAGCAGGUCUAUCCCAGUGCUACAGUCCAGCUUUUGAGAUCAUCUUAUAAUGCCCGUGAAAUAGCAAGGAAUAAGCUUGCUACUUUUUCACAUCCGUGCUUAACUCCGAGACCAUCUUUGCCUUCCUCGCCCAGGAAUUUUCCAUUAGCUACACCACAGGCGAAAGAAAAAAUGAACACUAUAAUUAAUAGAAUGCCACACAUAAGAAGCUCAACAUUGACAAAAGAGCUCAUGAAAUGCAAUUUAAAGGGCGAUAUUGAAAGCCAGGCCGAAACAAGGGCUUUUAGAAUUAUACUAUUCUGACCUGAUCUGUAUAAAAACAGCUUUAUCAUACAAAUCAUUAUAAUUAUCCUAAAAUAAUAUAGAAAAUCAUUUGCCCGAUGCAGAUCACAAGGAUUAAAUUCUUAA
Blepharisma stoltei is the source of this 1203-nucleotide messenger RNA. Lineage: Eukaryota; Ciliophora; Heterotrichea; Heterotrichida; Blepharismidae. The record is from the annotation of a GenBank genome assembly.